AGUAUUAAAACACAUUACAUAAACCUUUCUUUUUAUGUUAUCAAUAAACUCUACAUGCUCAAUAACAAUUCAAUCAUUCAAACAUGAACACCUUUUGAUUGAAAUAGUAUUACAUAAAUUAAUCUUUCAUUUUUAACUACUGCUUGUGAUUUUGUAGGAAAUAAUGAUGGGAAAACUUUGGAGUGAUUACCUCAGAAUCAUAUCUUCAGAAUCAUGGCUCACAACUCUCAAAUGUUCAGCUUCAAACAAUAUAAUUCAGCCUUCAGAUACUUUCAUGCAAGUUUUUCAAUGGUUCAGAUUCAUUUUCUUCUCUCCUUGUCCUCAAAGACUUCUAUUUUCAUCCAUUGAUAGCCUUCUUUUAUUGAUUUUGAUUUUGUUUCUUAUUCAUAGGGUCAUUUCCAAGUUUAUGUCUAGGAAGAAUGAUAUUGGUCCUAGUUCCUCAAUUAAUAAACCUCUUUUGGAAAAUCACCAAUUUAAAUUCAAUGUCAAAAUUAAUCUAGGGUUUAAAUUGACCUUGAUUUCAUCUGGUACACUUGCUGUUUUAUAUGUUGUUUUGAGCAUAUUAACUUUUGUGGGAAAUGAUAAUAAAGGAUUUAGCUCAAGUUCAUGGGAAAAAGCAGAGGUUAUGUUUAGGAUAGUUCAAGCCUUAACCCAAGUUGCAAUAUUUGUUCUUGUUGUUCAUGAACAAAGAUUUCAUGCUACUUGUCAUCCUAUGUCUCUUAGGUUUUACUGGAUUGCCCAGUUUGUAGUUGUGUUAGUGUUCAGUAUUUCGGGUUUAACUCGAAUGUUGUCGGCUGGUGAGGAGUUAGAUUCAUUUAUGAGGACGGAUGAUAUGUUUUCUUUGGUUAGCCUUCCAUUUUGUUUUUAUCUGUUGAUAGUUGCCUCUCAAACAUCUUCUGGGAUUGUAGUGAUUAAAGAGGAAAAUGGGUUAAGUGGAAGAACAGAAGUAAAUGAAACUAUUGUGGAUGAUCCUAAUGUUAGUGAUUAUGCGAAAGCAAAUUUGUUUUCUAAGACAAUGUGGCUGUGGAUGAACCCUGUGAUAAAUAAAGGAUACAAGAACCCUUUAAAAAUCGAAGACGUACCUUCGCUUCCUCCUGAUCAUCUGGCCGAGAGAAUGUCCAAACUGUUUGAAUCACAAUGGCCUAAGUCUGGUGAGCAUACGAAGCACCCAGUAGCAGUUACUUUGUUAAAGUGCUUUUGGAAGAACAUUGUCUAUACUGGUUGUCUAGCAGUGAUAAAGCUUGGUGUAAUGUAUGUUGGUCCAGUACUUAUCCAGAGCUUUGUUAAUUUUACUUCUGGAAUGGGAAGCUCGCCUUAUGAAGGUUAUUACCUAGUGAUAACCCUUUUAAUUGCGAAAGCAGCUGAAGUUUUAAGUGCCCAUCACUUCAAUUUCCAUACUCAGAGAGUUGGGUUACUUAUUAGGUCCACCCUUAUAACUUCAUUAUAUAGAAAAGGGUUGAAGCUUUCUUGCUCUUCGAGGCAGGCACACGGGAUUGGUCAAAUAGUUAAUUACAUGGCAGUUGAUGCUCAGCAGCUAGGUGAUCUGAUGAAUCAGUUGCAUUCCAUUUGGCUUAUGCCACUGCAACUUUUUGCUGCCUUGGCCUUGCUAUACUUUAAUAUGGGUGUUUCAGCAAUAGCAACAUUCAUCGGAGUUAUUGUGAUACUAGGUUUUGUGUUUAUACGUACAAAGAACUGCAAUGUCUUCCAGUACCAAGUCAUGAGAAACCGAGACUUGAGGCUUAAAGCGACAAAUGAAAUGAUUAACAAUAUGAGGGUCAUAAAGUUUCAAGCAUGGGAAAACUAUUUUCAUAAAAGAAUCCAAUCCUAUCGGGAACUUGAAUAUGGGUGGUUAUCCAAGUUUUCAUAUACUGUAGCCGCAAAUAUGGGUGUGCUAUGGAGCACUCCUGUUGCGCUUUCUGUGCUUGCAUUUGGGGUUGCAAUUUGGAUGGGUAUGUAUCUUGAUGCUGGCACCGUAUUCACAGUAACUACAAUAAUGAAGAUCCUGCAGGAGCCAGUGAGGAACUUCCCUCAAUCUUUGAUACAAAUUUCCCAGGCAAUGAUUUCACUUGGAAGAUUGGAUGGUUACUUGAUGAGCCUAGAAUUAGAUCAAGGGUUAGAGGAGAGAGAGGAAGGUUGUCAAGAUGACAUUGCCGUAGAGGUCAAUAACGGGAGCUUCUCUUGGGAGGAUGAAGCAACUGAACAAACCUUGAAAGGGUUGAAUUUUCAGGUAAAGAAAGGAGAAUUGUCUGCCAUCGUUGGGACUGUUGGGUCAGGAAAAUCUUCUUUAUUAGCUGCCAUUCUCGGUGAAAUGCACAAAAUCUCUGGAAAGGUUAAAGUGUGUGGUACCACUGCAUAUGUGGCACAGACAUCGUGGAUACAGAAUGCAACCAUUCAAGAAAACAUUCUAUUUGGUCUGCCAAUGAAUAAAGAAAAAUACAAGGAAACUAUUAGAGUUUGUAGCUUGGAGAAAGAUUUGGAAAUUAUGGAAUUCGGUGACAAGACUGAGAUUGGAGAGCGUGGGAUCAACCUGAGUGGUGGCCAGAAGCAAAGGAUUCAACUUGCUAGAGCAGUAUAUCAAGAUUGUGAUGUAUAUCUUCUGGAUGAUAUUUUCAGUGCUGUUGAUGCACACACUGGUUCAGAUAUUUUCAAGGAGUGUGUAAGGGGAGCUCUGAAAGACAAGACUAUUCUUCUUGUAACCCAUCAAGUUGACUUCUUGCACAAUGUUGAUCAGAUAUUUGUGAUGCGAGAUGGAAUGAUUGUGCAAUCUGGGAAAUACAAUGAGAUUUUAGAAGCAGGCUUGGAUUUUGGUGCUCUUGUGGCUGCCUAUGAAAACUCCAUGGAGCUUGUAGAGACGAGCUCACACGCAACGGAGGAUGAUACACCUAAAUCUCCAAUCAGCGAAAACAAAACAAUAGAAAGAGUAAAGUCUGAGAAGAAAGCACUGACUAAAACCGAUUCUCAAAAAGGUACUUCGAAGCUCAUUGAAGACGAGGAAAGAGAAACUGGACGGGUUAGCCUAGAAGUGUACAAGAAGUACUCUACUGAAGCUUUUGGAUGGUGGGGAGUGUCUGCAGUUGUAAUAGUCUCUCUCUUUUGGAUUGUAUCAUUGUUGGGUAGUGAUUACUGGCUAGCAUACGAGACUUCAGAAGAACGCACAUUUACUCCUAGCUUGUUCAUUAUUGUGUAUGCCAUUGUUGGGAUUAUAUCUUGUCUCCUUGUGACUGCGCGAGCCUUUGUUAUUACAUUUUUGGGACUUAAAACUGCCCAGGGCUUCUUCAACCAGAUCCUUGACAGUAUCCUCCAUGCUCCAAUGUCGUUUUUUGAUACUACUCCUUCUGGAAGAAUUCUGAAUCGAGCAUCAACAGAUCAGACCAAUAUUGAUCUAACAAUACCGUUAUUUUUGGGCAUGACAAUUGUAAUGUAUUUCAAUUUGGUGAGCAUCUUAGUGGUCACAUGCGUGUACGCUUGGCCUACAGUUGUUCUCUUAGUUCCCUCGAUAUGGCUGAAUCUUUGGUAUCGGGGAUACUACAUAGCCAUCUCACGUGAGCUGACUCGUUUAGGUUCAAUCACAAAAUCCCCCGUGAUCCAUCAUUUCUCGGAAACUGUUUCAGGUGUAAUGACAAUCCGAUGCUUUAGGAGGCAGGCGUUGUUCUGUAAGCAGAAUAUUGAAAAGGUUGACACGAGCCUUAAGAUGGAUUUCUACACUAAUGGAGCUAACGAGUGGUUAGGUUUCCGCUUAGAGUUCAUUGGAUGUGUAAUCCUGUGUCUUUCCACUUUGUUCAUGAUAAUCAUGCCCAGCAAUAUUAUCAAGCCAGAAUUUGUGGGUCUGUCUCUUUCCUAUGGGCUCACCCUCAAUGUUGUGCUGUUUUAUACGAUAUAUAUGACUUGCUUUGUCGAGAAUAAAAUGGUAUCGGUUGAGAGGAUAAAGCAAUUCAUCAAAGUCCCAUCUGAAGCAGCAUGGGAGAUCAAAGACUCCAAGCCUUCACCGAACUGGCCAACUCAUGGCAACAUUGAACUAAACAACUUGCAAGUGAGGUAUCGGUCAAACACCCCACUAGUUCUAAAAGGUAUCACACUUGGAAUAAGAGGAGGUGAGAAAAUUGGGGUUGUUGGUCGCACCGGGAGUGGGAAGUCUACCCUUAUUCAAGUAUUCUUCAGGCUUGUUGAACCUUAUGGAGGGAACAUAAUAAUUGACGGUGUCGAUAUUUGCAAGAUUGGCCUUCAUGAUCUAAGGUCACGCUUCGGGAUCAUUCCUCAGGAGCCAGUACUAUUUCAAGGAACAGUGAGAACCAAUGUCGAUCCUCUUGGUCUUUAUUCUGAAGAAGACAUAUGGAAGAGCCUGGAGCGUUGCCAACUUAAGGAUAUCGUUGCUGCAAAACCAGAAAAGCUUGAUGCUCCAGUGACAGAAGAAGGAGAAAAUUGGAGCGUUGGUCAAAGACAGCUGAUGUGUUUAGGGAGAGUAAUGCUGAAGAAAAGCCGUAUCUUAUUCAUGGAUGAAGCAACAGCUUCCGUUGAUUCCCAAACAGAUGCUACAAUUCAAAAGAUCAUCAGAGAAGACUUUGAAAGCUGUACCAUAAUCACCAUUGCUCAUAGAAUACCCACUGUUAUGGACUGUGACAGGGUAUUAGUCAUUGAUGCAGGAUUGGCAAAGGAAUUCGAUUCACCAUCUAGUCUCCUCGACAGGACUUCACUCUUUGGGGCAUUAGUUCAAGAAUACUCAAAUAGAUCGUCUGAACUAUAGAAACAUGAUCAAUCUUAGCAUCUUCUAUUUCAACAUCAUACAAGUUACAACGCCCACUGAUUUCUGGGUUCAGACACGCUGAUUCAAAGUAGUGGGAUCUCAAGGACAACCCUGGAUAUCGUGGUUUCGGACUUAUGCUGACUCAAACUCGACAUCCCUGGAUAUCGUAGUUUCGGACUUAUGCUGACUCAAACUCGACAUCCCUGAGAAUCAAUUUCGCCACAAGAUAAUGAAAGAAAUUAGUUAAAAUGUGUACUAUUAUUUUGAGAAUUGAGUUCCCCCUUUCCUCUAUUUUUUUCCUAGAGAGAAGAAUAAUAAUGUGUUCAUUUUGGUUGAUGUUAGAUUUGUGAAACUCUGUGAAUUCGAGUGUGUUCCGUUGAUUAUAUUUAUAGGUGGUUACAACAUUAGUUCUAGUUGUAUUAGGAAAACUUAAUGAGACUAGACGUCUACUUUACAUAAAUAACCUAAAGUCGUGUUUGGAAAUUGUAAUUUCGUUUGAAA
This is a messenger RNA of Spinacia oleracea (spinach), 5242 nucleotides long. Its product is annotated as ABC transporter C family member 4. Gene Ontology annotation, cellular component: membrane. Lineage: Eukaryota; Viridiplantae; Streptophyta; Magnoliopsida; Caryophyllales; Amaranthaceae. Bases 164 to 4741 code for a protein of 1525 amino acids. The transcript has 11 exons. The record is from RefSeq and is a predicted model, not a curated record. Gene Ontology annotation, molecular function: ATP binding; ABC-type transporter activity; ATP hydrolysis activity. Gene Ontology annotation, biological process: transmembrane transport.